Messenger RNA from Spodoptera litura, 1530 nucleotides. RefSeq lists its product as uncharacterized. Gene Ontology annotation, cellular component: nucleus. The record is from RefSeq and is a predicted model, not a curated record. Gene Ontology annotation, molecular function: zinc ion binding; DNA-binding transcription activator activity, RNA polymerase II-specific; RNA polymerase II cis-regulatory region sequence-specific DNA binding. Gene Ontology annotation, biological process: regulation of transcription by RNA polymerase II. NCBI's taxonomy places the organism in Eukaryota, Metazoa, Arthropoda, Insecta, Lepidoptera, Noctuidae.
AAUAAAAGGUUCACCAAUUCACCCAAAUUCACCUCACAGUCACAGUACAAAUAUUUCAACUGGCAACAAAACUUUCCUAUCAAUGUCAAAGAAAUUAUUGACAGACAAACUGUCAGUCAUAGGAACUGAUUGUUGAUAGAUUUGUUUAUUUUUUUGUAAAAAGUACUUUUACGAAAUUAUCUCAUGAUCUCCUUCUUGACAAUGAAUCUAACACCUCAGAAAGUUGAUUUGCAAGCGCUGUGCAUAAUUUGUUUACAAAAAGCUAAACACUACAUUAAUCUGUUUUGUAACAACAACGAAUCCAAAGAAACUCUGAACAAAAUAUACCAAUGUUUUCAAGUUACACUAUCUCCUGAUGAAAGUAUACCCUCCUUAAUUUGCGGUGACUGUCUACAUGAACUGAAUGUCGCUAAUAACUUCAGACUCAAGUGUGUUACGCUCAAUGAAAGAAUUGAGUUAUAUUUGAAAGAAAACUUACAAAAAGACAAAAACCAAGUGGAAAAUGGCCAUAGUAACUCUUUAUCAAAUUAUGACGAUGGCCCAGAUUCAGACUCCUGUAUUAAUGACUGUACUGACUUAAAUGUGGUGUGUAGAAAGGUAAAUGAAGUUAAUAAUGGUGAAGAAAAUGUUUUACAAAAAGAAACAGGUAGCUUUAAAUGUAAUUUAUGUCAUAAAGUUUUAAAGACAAGAAUCACACUACUGAAACAUUAUGUAUCAAUGCAUGAGAAAAGAAAACAUAUUGGUAAAGUGUCAGGUUUUGGUGCUGCUAGGAGAUACCAUUGCACAUCAUGCUCUUACUCCACACCUCACAGCCAGACUUUAGUUAGUCAUAUGAGAACCCAUAAUGGAGAAAGACCUUACAGCUGUAAUGAAUGUAGUAAGAGUUUCACACAGUCAUCAAGUCUUGCAGCUCAUCGGAAAACUCACAGUACCACAACUUACUUUACAUGUAGUUUGUGUGGGAAACAGUUUAAACAUGCUUUUACUAUGAAGAAACAUAUGCGGGUUCAUGAAAAUGCAAGCUUCACUUGCAAUAUUUGCCUGAAAACAUUAAAAUCAAAGGAAACUCUACGAGCACAUAUGCAUAGACAUUUUAAAAUCUGUAAUUACAACUGUGAAGAUUGUGGAGCCACAUUUGUAACAUCUGCAGAGUUACAUAAUCACAGAAAAAAACAUAGUUUAGAAAAGAAAUUACAAUGUCAUCUUUGUGGGUAUAAAACACAUACUAAGAAAAACCUGAUUAUGCAUUUGAAAAGGCAUACUGGAAACAGAACAUUUAAAUGUGACAUGUGCCAUGUAGGCUUCUAUACACAGAGCAACCUCAGGCGGCAUUUGAGAGUGCACACUGGUGAUAAACCCUACUCAUGUCCUACUUGCAGCCAGAAGUUUAGUUACAGCCCAAGUCUAAAUAAACACAUGAAAACUAUACAUGGAGUCGACUACAAAUGGGCAGACUGGAAAGAAACAAUAGCAAAGCUUGUAGACAAGACUGAUAUUCCAACUUCAUCAAAAUAAUGCAUUAUAAAUUGA